Molecule: messenger RNA, 2273 nt
Organism: Cavia porcellus (domestic guinea pig)
Lineage: Eukaryota; Metazoa; Chordata; Mammalia; Rodentia; Caviidae
Gene: Smg9
Product: SMG9 nonsense mediated mRNA decay factor
Exons: 14
Coding region: 264-1826 (520 amino acids)
Biological process (GO): nuclear-transcribed mRNA catabolic process, nonsense-mediated decay
Source: RefSeq, a predicted model, not a curated record
UGAGUUCGGCUUGGCAUCGCGAUACCUCCUCCUUCUCCUCUUCCUGUUUGAGGCAGGGCUUCUUUUAGGUCGCUCUUCCAGGACGCCAGGCCAGUUGUGGAGUGGUCAGUGUCCAUUUUCUCUGUCUCUUUUUCACAACCUUGAUCCCCAAAUACCAUUUACUGGCUGGUGGCCUGUGGAAUUUCCCUGCCCCCACCUCACCGCGUCACAGGCGAGCGCGCGCCCCGGCCCCAGGAACCAAUCAGCAGUCGCCUUAGGCCAUCAUGUCUGAGUCGGGGCACAGCCAGCCCGGGCUCUACGGGAUAGAACGGCGCCGGCGGUGGAAAGACCCCAGCUCUGGUGGCCCGCAGAAUCUCUCCGGGCCUGGCGGUCGGGAAAGGGACUACAUCGCACCGUGGGAAAGAGAAAGGCGGGAUGGCAGUGAAGAGGCCAGCACAGCCGUCAUGCAGAAGACUCCCAUCAUCCUCUCGAAACCUCCGGCAGAGCGGUCUAAGCAGCCGCCAGCGCCAGCUGCACCUGCCGCACCACCAGCUCCAGCCCCUCUGGAGAAGCCCAUCGUCCUCAUGAAGCCGAGGGAGGAGGGGAAGGGCCCAGUGGCCGGGACAGGUGCUUCUACCCCUGAGGGCACUGCCCCACCACCCCCUGCAGCCCCCGCACCACCCAAGGGCGAGAAGGAAGGGCAGAGACCCACACAGCCUGUGUACCAGAUCCAGAACCGGGGCAUGGGCACUGCCGCGCCCACAGCCAUGGACCCCGUGGUGGGCCAGGCCAAACUGCUGCCCCCAGAGCGCAUGAAGCACAGCAUCAAGUUGGUGGAUGACCAGAUGAACUGGUGUGACAGUGCCAUUGAGUAUCUGUUGGACCAGACUGAUGUGUUGGUGGUGGGUGUCCUGGGCCUCCAGGGGACAGGAAAGUCCAUGGUGAUGUCAUUGUUAUCAGCCAACACUCCUGAGGAAGACCAGAGGGCGUAUGUUUUCCGGGCCCAGAGCGCUGAAAUGAAGGAGCGGGGCGGCAACCAGACCAGCGGCAUUGACUUCUUUAUUACGCAAGAGCGGAUUGUUUUCCUGGACACCCAGCCCAUCCUGAGCCCCUCCAUCUUGGACCAUCUCAUCAACAAUGACCGGAAGCUGCCUCCUGAGUAUAACCUUCCCCACACCUACGUGGAGAUGCAGUCACUGCAGAUCGCUGCCUUCCUCUUCACGGUCUGUCACGUGGUGAUUGUGGUCCAGGACUGGUUCACAGACCUCAGUCUGUACAGGUUCCUGCAGACAGCAGAGAUGGUGAAGCCCUCCACCCCGUCCCCCAGCCACGAGUCCAGCAGCUCAGCGGGCUCUGAUGAAGGCACCGAGUACUACCCCCACCUGGUCUUCUUGCAGAACAAAGCUCGCCGGGAGGACUUCUGUCCUCGGAAGCUGAGGCAGAUGCACCUGAUGAUUGACCAGCUCAUGGCGCACUCCCACCUGCGCUACAAGGGUACUCUGUCCAUGUUGCAGUGCAACAUCUUCCCGGGACUCCCGCCAGACUUCCUGGACUCGGAGGUCAACUUGUUCCUGGUGCCCUUCAUGGACAGCGAGGCGGAGAGUGAAAACCCCCCACGAGCAGGGCCGGGUUCUAGCCCACUCUUCUCCCUGCUGCCGGGGUACCGUGGCCACCCCAGUUUCCAGUCCUUGGUGAGCAAGCUCCGGAGCCAGGUGAUGUCCAUGGCUCGGCCGCAGCUGUCACACACCAUCCUCACUGAGAAGAACUGGUUCCACUAUGCUGCCCGGAUCUGGGAUGGGGUGAAAAAGUCCUCUGCCCUGGCAGAGUACAGCCGCCUGCUAGCCUGAGGUCACAGAGAGGGGUGCUGUGUUGAGAGCCUCUCGGUCCCCAGUGGACAGUGAGGGAGCGCACUGUGCUUGCCUCAAUGGGCCAGAGAGUGGAGCAGGCCCCGAGGAUGAGGGACCAUGACUUCCUCAUCCAGAGACAAAGUGUUCAAGGCCAGCAACGUCCCCAACCCCAACCUUAACUGGGGGCUUAUUCAGGGGUGACUGUAGGAGACCCCACCUCCACCCUGGCCUGAGCUGCCCAUCCUAAGUCCCCUCAAGGACAGGUAGUGGGAGCAGUGUGAGUGGUCGCCAUGGAGCCCGGCCCCGCCCCGCCCCGCCCUCCCUCGCCAGGGCUGGGAGCACCAGGCCACUCUCCCUGACCCCAAGGCCUGUUGGGUCAGGUGAGGUAGGGCUGCAGAGCUCUGUAUUGGGGUGCAUCUGGUGGCUCAAAUAAACACCAUUGCGCAA